Molecule: messenger RNA, 1192 nt
Organism: Drosophila erecta
Lineage: Eukaryota; Metazoa; Arthropoda; Insecta; Diptera; Drosophilidae
Product: ninjurin-1
Exons: 4
Coding region: 307-1014 (235 amino acids)
Biological process (GO): tissue regeneration; cell adhesion
Cellular component (GO): membrane
Source: RefSeq, a predicted model, not a curated record
GGGGAAUUGUUUGGGAAAACGUAGCGCUGGCGACCAACCGGCCAAACAAGUGGACCCGAGAGACUAUUCGCAAUAUCAGCGGCCAGUUGUCUGAGAAAUAGCGUGCUGAGCAGUCGCAAAUCGCGCACGAGUUUUAAACGCAAGCCGAAAAAGAGGAAUAAAAAGCAGCAGAUUUGCACGAGAAGAUCUACAAGAUAAAGAGCUACUGCAUAAAAAUAAACAAAGAUAUUCUUAAAGCAACUUGGCAUUGCAUUCCCGAUUUAUAAUUGCCCAAAGCCAUAUUAAUUGCAAUUAAUUAGUUGUAAAAUGAGCAACCUAGAGCAAAUUGCACUGGAAAUGGAUAAAGUGAAACUAGAAGAUACAACUUUGGCGAGAAAUACGGAAAAUCUGAAUAAUAACAUCGACGGACGGACACGAAAUAAUCUGCGAGUGACCAGAUCAGUUCCCGAAACCGACGAUGAUGACAACGAUGAUCGUCCCUUUGUUAAAGACGGCGGUGACAAUCCCGGCGUGGAUGAUGGUCUUUUUACACCAGUUGGAGGCAACGACGGCAAUGGUAAUGUGAAUAUCAACGUUCCCAAUGGAGGAAGACGACCCAGUUACUCAUUUCCGGGAUACAAUGGACCUGGUUUUGUGACGAUCAACGGAGUGGAGACACCCAUACCCGAUGUGAAUGCGUAUCAGCACAAGAAAACCCUGGCGCAGGGUAUGAUGGACUUGGCACUCCUUUCAGCGAAUGCAAAUCAGUUGCGCUAUGUUCUGGAGACGCGUUCCGAGCAUCGCUACUUUUAUCCCAGUUUGCUUUUCAUCUCACUCAGCAUUAUCUUCCAGGUGGCUGUGGGCGUGGGCCUGAUAUUGAAUGGCCAGUACAACAUCAAGAAAGGGUACGAUAUCUGCCGGGCGAACAGGAUCAACAAUUAUACAGUCAUCGGCAUCUUUAUAGUCACGGUGGUCAAUGUUCUGAUAUCGGCCUUCACCGUGGCAGAACCAGAUGCUGGAGCCAACACCUCGUAGUUUAGUUUUUAUUUAAAGUUGAUUUCGUAGUAUUAUGAGCAAAUCGCAUCGUUAGAUAAUACUCACAUUGUUCAGUCCUUGUUAAAAUGCACUCAUCGCCUCAUUUUUCUAUAUGCUAAAUUAAAUUGUGAUAAAUAAAAUCCCACGAGCAUUUCUCAGCUUAUUCAAAUCGCUGAAA